Molecule: messenger RNA, 1945 nt
Organism: Oryzias latipes (Japanese medaka)
Lineage: Eukaryota; Metazoa; Chordata; Actinopteri; Beloniformes; Adrianichthyidae
Gene: setd7
Product: SET domain containing 7, histone lysine methyltransferase
Biological process (GO): regulation of DNA-templated transcription; peptidyl-lysine monomethylation; heterochromatin organization
Cellular component (GO): nucleus; chromosome
Molecular function (GO): chromatin binding; histone H3K4 monomethyltransferase activity; protein binding
Source: RefSeq, a predicted model, not a curated record
AAUAAAAAUGCAAAAACGUGAACCAGGUUAUAACAUGAACUCAGAGUUAUAACUGGGCUAAUGUGCAGUCACGUGGAUGAAUUCAAAUUGUUUGUGUAUAUUAGAUAAACAGCACCUCCUGUCUCUGAUAAUGGAGUACUCCUCCAUUGGAACGUCACCUUACCUAUAAUAAAAAGUGCCAAAUUUAGUUUGAUUAUUUGAUUUUGUGGAGCGAACAACAGUAAAAGCAUAAGCAGGAUAAACAGUCGCGAACGUUCUGCUGCACGGUGUGUCUGAUCGGGGUGUCACGUGACGCGCUGGCGGCAUGCAGCCGUAUGGGUGACGGGAACUGCCGCCGCGUGGUGGUGUUCGGCCGGCGGCCUCCGGAGGAAUGGAGAGCGACGAAGAGAAUGAAGAGGAGGUGGUGGUAGGACCACUGGAUGACGACGGUCUGCCUCACGGAUUCUGCACCGUAACGUACUCAUCCAGCGAUCGCUUUGAGGGACACUUCACCCACGGAGAGAAGAAUGGCAAGGGCAAGUUCUUCUUCUUUGACGGAAGUACCUUGGAAGGCUACUAUGUGGAUGACGCCCUGCAGGGUCAGGGGGUGUACACCUAUGAAGACGGAGGGGUCCUCAAUGGAAUGUACGUUGACGGCGAGCUCAACGGACCUGCUCAGGAGUUUGACAGUGAGGGUCAUCUGUCGUUUAACGGCCAGUACAAAGACGACGCCCGCUGUGGAGAGUGUUGGAUCUACUACCCCGACGGAGGCUGUGUGUUUGGGGAGGUGAACGAGGAAGGGGAGAUGACCGGAAAGUCCAUGGCGUACAUCUACCCUGAUGGAUGCACCGCUCUUUAUGGAAGCUUUGUGGAUGGGGAGAUCAUCGAAGCCCGAUCCGCCACAAUGAUCUCCAAAGACCACGGAAGGCCUCGCUUUGAAGUUGCCCCCAACAGUCCCGUGUACUCGUAUGAUAAGUCUACGUCUACCUGCAUUGCCACCCACACUCUCCUCCCAGACCCAUACGAGAGCCAAAGGGUGUUUGUGGCCGAUUCGAAGAUCAAAGGAGCAGGGCAGGGCCUCUUCGCCAAGAAGGACUCGGAGCCUGGUACCGUCAUGGCCUUUUACAACGGGGUUCGCAUCACCCACUCCGAGGUGGACAGCCGGGACUGGGCCCUCAACGGGAACACGAUCUCCCUGGAUGAAGACACCGUCAUUGAUGUGCCAAAGCCGUUCGAUCAGACCGAGAGAUACUGCGCUUCUUUGGGUCACAAGGCCAACCACUCCUUUACGCCCAACUGCAAAUACGACCCUUUUGUUCAUCCCCGCUUUGGACAAAUCAAGUGCAUCCGGACACUGAGAGCUGUGCAGAAGGAGGAGGAGCUCACGGUUGCCUACGGUUACGACCAUAAGCCCACAGGUCAGAAUGACCCAGAGGCUCCCGACUGGUACAAGCAAGAGCUGGAGGCGUUCCAGCAGCAGCAGCAUCAUCCUCCUGCUGGACAGUAACGACACAUCCGAUUCCCUGGAAUUCUGGUGCAUUGUGGAUCUUGAAGUCCUGCUUGAAUGGAGGCAUCGUUUAGGACAAAGUUGCACAAGAACUAUGCAAGAAACCAAAAUAAUUUGACUUUUCAGAUGUUUUUGAUGUUUUCUCGUGUAACAAAUAAUUCAACCUGGCACUUUCAGUGUUUGUCUUUUCAGGCUUAACGUUAAAACUCAACUUUUACCUUGACGUUAACUUGAUUUGUUACCAUUAUUUGUAACAAAUCAACCACUUAAAAUGUGAAUACGUUUAUAACCCUGCCACCUACAAAUACAGUCUAUGUACUAUUUAAUGUGUGUGAUGUUAACAAAGGUCAUGCAAAGUGUUACCUGAAAUUUGAGUUUUUUACAGAGCUCUGGUGCAGUUUUCUAAUCCAUUUACACAAGUUCAGCUCAACAAUUAAAGGUCAAAAUGAUCAAAUUCAA